AGAUAUAACCCCAUUUUGGUAAAUACUCAACAUGGAGAGCAGUGUGAAAAUGUGCUAUGAGGAGUAGAAAAAUUCAAUACUGAGUAUGCACAGUACGGAUAAUGGAUCGGAUUCUGGCAGCGAGCAACCGACUAACGGAAGAGCUUCGAUGGCGUUGUCGGGUCCGACACCUGUUCCAGUUUCCACGACACCCAAUAACACUUCUACCACCGGCAUUUCCAGCAAGGAAUGCGCUGGGUGUGGAAAAAGAAUAGCCGAUAGGUUUCUGCUCAAGGCCCUUGAUCUCUUCUGGCACGAGGACUGUCUGAAAUGCGGUUGCUGCGACUGUAGGUUAGGAGAAGUUGGAUCAACUUUGUAUACGAAGGCCAACCUGAUAUUAUGUAAACGAGAUUAUUUAAGAUUAUUCGGUACAACAGGAUAUUGCGGUGCUUGCAAUAAGAUAAUUCCAGCUUUCGAGAUGGUUAUGAGAGCUAAGAGUUUCGUUUAUCACUUGGAAUGUUUUGCCUGUCAGCAAUGCAAUCAUAGGUUUUGCGUAGGUGACAGAUUCUACUUAUGUGACAAUAAAAUUCUAUGUGAAUACGACUACGAAGAAAGACUAGUGUUCGCAAAUAUGGCCUACAACCCCAGUAGUUUGGCGCAUAUCAGAAGGCAAGUCAGUAACCUACAGUCGACCGGAGACAACCUAAAGAAUAUAGCUCAAGCUAGACAUCUGACCAGCCCGUCCUGUUACAGCGAGAAGAACUUGGAUCUAGUAGGCCAACCGCAGCAGCCCAUUAACAUCCCCCCGGUGGUGACCCCCAUCCACCGUGACGACGUGAGCAGCGGAUAUGGAAGCCCCGAUUCUGGUACUUUUGAUGUCACGGCAUCCCAGCCGCCAUGACAAAGGACUAACACUAGACGAAGAAGAAGACAGACUAAAAGUGCUUUCUUAUCGUUAGACAGUGUAGUGCCGCAAGAUCUCAUACGUGCUAGUCUUAUACGUUGCCAAAUGAACUCCAUUAAUUCGAACUGUUAACAUUCGGAACAUCAUUGAGUUUCUUAUUUAUUUAUGAAAAUUGACCAGGAUGUCUCCCAGUUCUUCAUCACAUAUCUCAGCACUAGUCGAUGGAUAUAGAAAAGCUAAGCCGUUCAUUCGGCCAAUCAGAACUAUUCAUCAAUUUCCUAGUUUGCAAGACUUCCAUCGCAUCAAAGAAGUGAGGAAAACGAUUCUUUCUAAAUUGAAUUGAAGCUGCUCAUUAUUAUAUUUCGACUCCCUGAUUGAGAGAGUUUGACCGUUACUUGAUAACAAUUUGUAAUUAUCACUGUUAUGAAGAUCUUGUUUCAAUUUUUAUGUGAUCUCAACCCGAUGUAAAUAUAAAAGGAAUGUUAUGGUUAUGACGAUUUAUAUUACAGUUUCAUCAGUGAUAUAUCCGAAAUCAAAAGGUUCCAUAACUCAUGAUCUGAUCUGAUCUCUUCAAACUAGUGAAGAAUCAUGUUAAUGAAGACUCACGACUGUGUACCAUGUGAAUAUUAGAAAUUUUUUGACUUUUUAGCACUUGUGAAUAUUCUCCGUCACAUUAUUCAUGCAGUUUCUGAACCAACUCUUUCGUUUUAUCAAUUAAUUAUGUUCCUAUUUCCAGCAAAAAGCAGUGAAUUUUUUUAUAUCUGUUAUAUGAGCCAGGUACCGCAAAUUCGAAAUUUAGGAAAACUUCAGGUGACAUAAAACUAAACCACACAGCUAGAAAGCUGGAAAUUCUUUUAAUAAUGUUCACAUAGUACAGUGUCGGGACUAAUUUAUAGUUUGUCAGUAAAAUUUUCUUAAAUUAUAUCGUUAUAUGAUCAUUCGAAAACAGAUUUUCAUGUAAUAAAAAUUGAAUCUCAGCAAAACCUUGAUUUGUACAGUUAUUGAAAACUACUGGAAGUAGUUUUUGGAAAAAUAUUUUUCAGCUAUAUUAUAUUUGAUGGUCCGCGGCCUGCGGCUUCUGGUUAUAUACGCAAAUCGGGAUCUACAAUAAAAUUCAAUGUGAGUUAUUAUUCAAGGCAUUUCCUAGUAGGUAUUCCACAACUUUUGGCAAGAAACUUCACUUUGAAGUAAAAACAAAAUACCAAGAAAUACCUUCUGCUAAAUCCUAAAUAUAUUUUUCUUGACUAGCUCGAAUUUCGAGCGACUAUAAUAUUCCAUUUGGACUUGAAAUCUUGAGCUACACACUACGUUCCUGUUGAAACUGGAAGUUUUAGAGAAAAUAAUUUAGUUAAACAGAACAAGAGAGAAUAUUUAAAAAUCUAUUGAAAUAUUGUGAAAUUCAAUACAAGGAUUCAUUAUAUCAAUCGCAACAAAAUUCAUAAGUUCAUAACAUUUUUCGUGUCACUCUAUUGUUAUUGUAUCUUUUGAACAACGAAUUGAAGAAUUAAGAAUUCGAUACGUUACUUUACCUAUAUUGUAGGUAUAUUUUCUAUCCAAUUGUGUUUUUGAUCCAAAUUUGUCAGUGAUAUAAAUGUGGUUGUUGAAGAAAUGCUACACCAUCAGAAAAAUAUAUUUGUGUAUCUACAAGCUCCAUAACCGAACUUCUUUGAGAAGAUACCCUGUUCUUUCGAAUAUUUUAUCCAUUUUUUUUACAGAAUCGGAUAAAAUAUUGUAUCUACAUUCAGUAUAUUAUUGAAGAACCAAGGUAUCAUUUGAACUUAUUUGAAAACUGAAAACAAAUAACAAACAUUGUUAUUAAUCAUCAGAUGAUGAUGAAGUUCAAAUUCCUAGCUAUCUCUUAUACGAAACAAGAAUAGGGGAGUGAAUUGAAUCCUUCUUUAAAUGCGAAUGAAAAGAAACACUACUAGGGAAAUGGUUCACUUUUUUGGGGAUGAUAUUGUACAAAAUAUGUUAAACUUUCUACUAAAAAUCAUUUUUUCACUUUCUUUCACUGCAUCCUUGUAAGAGGAUUUGUAAAUAGAAAUCCUAUCCAUGUAAAAUUUGUAUAAAGAAUCAUUGGACUUCCUUCACUUGAAAAAUCUUUACUCUGUUCAUUUCAAUUGUGAUAUAUUUAUUGUAUACUGUAUAGGUCCUUUUAUAUAGUGGUGUAAAUUGUGUUACAUUAUUAUUUAUACUGGAACUAUUUUCAUAAUGCAUUUCCUAAUUCUUUGUUGAAGAUUUUUAUGUUGAUGAUUUCUAUUGAAAAAGUGUUUCUCCAGUCUAUGUAUGAUUUCAAAACACAAAUAAUGCAUUAUUGCUAAGAGUAUAGUCACUUUUCUGUUGAAAGAUCUGUUGUAUAAAAUAUUAUAAAUAUUGAAUAGAUGUUGUCUUUUGUUA
Molecule: messenger RNA, 3280 nt
Organism: Coccinella septempunctata (seven-spotted ladybird)
Lineage: Eukaryota; Metazoa; Arthropoda; Insecta; Coleoptera; Coccinellidae
Product: LIM domain only protein 3-like
Exons: 5
Coding region: 86-880 (264 amino acids)
Biological process (GO): positive regulation of transcription by RNA polymerase II
Cellular component (GO): nucleus
Molecular function (GO): transcription coactivator activity; DNA-binding transcription factor binding
Source: RefSeq, a predicted model, not a curated record